AUGUUCGACAUUAAGAAGCUCGAUGAUGCGUUGAAUGACGCCGGUUACGCCAACACGCUGUUCCAGAGAUGGAAGAGCCACGAUUUCGACGAUGCCAAGGUCUUGGAGAAGUUGAAGAGCAUGGGCAUUUCGAUCAACGAAGAUGCCGAAUGGUUGCUUCAGAGUUACCGCACAUAUCUCAAUUCCCACUCGCUCAAGGGUGAUCCGAAACUACUGUUUGACAGAGCGAAGAUCGAUGAGGCUCUCACGAACGGCAAGUCCACGAAUGCUUUGUUCGGCAAAUGGAAGAGUUACGGAUAUGAAUCUGACGAUGUCUUCAAAAAAUUUCAAACCAUGGGCGUCAGGACGGACGAUAGCCUCUACAAUGUGUACUUGAAAUACCUUGCCUGGCUGAACACCCACCACCCGCUCAAGUACACCAAACCAACCACGGCCGACGAGUUCCUUUUCGACUCCACGAGGAUCAAAAAUGCUAUAUCGGACUCUGUCUUCGCUGAAAAGCUGUUCGCCAAGUGGAAAGGUAGUGGACUCGACGAACGUCCCGUGUACGAUAAAUUAUGGAAAAUGGGCCUCAAGAACGACGAUGACCUCUACCAGCUCUACAGGAGCUACGUUUUCUGGCUCGAUGAACACUUCCCGUUGCCGGCAAAAGCUAGUACUCCGUAG
Molecule: messenger RNA, 666 nt
Organism: Phytophthora nicotianae INRA-310
Lineage: Eukaryota; Oomycota; Peronosporomycetes; Peronosporales; Peronosporaceae
Exons: 1
Coding region: 1-666 (221 amino acids)
Source: RefSeq, a predicted model, not a curated record